GUGCUUCUGGGCUUCUCUUGCUGUUGGGGUGAGCAUGGCCAUGGAGACUGUCGCGGAGAGCUGCAUGAAUUCGCAACUGCAUCACUGUCGCUAUCACAGACGGAUGGCUAGUAGUAUGCCCUGAAGGCGUCUUCCCUCUUUACUCCCGUACUUUUGAAACACUACUCUGCUCAAGCCAGCCGUUUUCUAUAUGUGAUGCAUCCCUAGCUAGGAGUGAGCUCCGUAAACUGCCUAAAGACUGCACCGGUAGGCGGCAGCACAUGUGGAAACCGUGACUGAGGGAUUUUGGCAGCCACGUAAUCAUCAAAAGCUGCUGGCAAUAUUUGGCAAGCUUUAAUGCUGAAGGCAUUUAGACAACCUUUCCUGUGGAGGCUCCUGCUGCUCCAGGCCCAGGAACCAGCCAGGCCAGAGGAAGGAAGAAGAUGGCGAGAAAACUCUCCCUAGGUGACAUCAAAGUCAAAGACCUCAAAGAGGACAUUAGAAAAAUCAAACAUUUAAAAAUCUCAUUUGUCAUAUCUCAAAUCCCACAUCUGAAGCAAUCAAAAUAACUUCAGUAUCCAAGCAGCAAGUAACUCAAGUAAUGGGGAGGGAUAGUCUUUCACCGGGGAGAGUGAGGAAGACAUUCACCUCUGUCAAGCAACCAGUUCCUCUCCACCGCAGAUACUGGACAGCAAGAAUCAUCUCUGGAAUCUGGGCUCUGCAAAUGUGGACUGUGAUGGUUGGGAGCCCAAGGCAAGAUGGAAUAAUAUCCAUCGUCACAACUGUGGAGGUAGCUGAAGAGUCCCAAAGGGUGCAGUUUCCUGUUCCAGUGGAAGGUGGUGCCUUGAAGCCAGGAGAACCCCGUUGGGCCAACUAUGUAAAGGGUGUGAUUCAGCAUUAUAGGGCUGGCCCUCUCCCAGGCUUUAAUGUGGUCAUAGCCAGCAAUGUUCCAUUGGGUGGUGGCCUCUCGAGUUCAGCCUCCUUGGAAGUGGCUACAUACACCUUUCUGCAGCAGCUUUGUCCAGAUGAUGAAGAUCCAGUAGCUAAGGCACUGGUAUGCCAGAAAGCAGAGCACACCUUUGCAAUGAUGCCUUGUGGAAUCAUGGACCAGUUCAUCUCUGUGAUGGGGAAGGAGGGCCAUGCUUUGCUGAUAGACUGCAGGUCAUUGGAGACUUGCCUAGUACCUUUGACUGACCCAAACUUAGUUGUCCUCAUCACCAACUCCAAUGUACGGCAUACCUUGACAGGCAGUGAGUACCCCACACGUCGGCGCCAAUGUGAAGAGGCAGCAAAGGUGCUUGGCAAGCCAAGCCUGAGAGAAGCCAGCAUGGCAGAUUUAGAGGCUUCCAAGUCCCUAAUGAGUGGAGAGGUAUACAAGAGAGCCAGGCAUGCCAUUGGGGAGAUAGAACGCACUACCCGGGCAGCUGAGGCACUGCAGUCCAGGGAGUACGAGAGAUUUGGACAACUGAUGGUGGAGAGUCACAAUUCCUUGCGAGAUGACUAUGAAGUCAGCUGUCCAGAGCUAGAUGAGCUGGUAUCUGCUGCUUUGGAGGUCCCUGGGGUUUACGGCAGCAGAAUGACUGGGGGAGGCUUUGGAGGGUGCACCGUUACCCUUCUGGAAUCUAGAGUAGCAGAGAAAGUUCUGGCACACAUCAAGGACAAAUACAGCAAGACAGCAACCUUCUAUUCUACAAAACCUUCUGAUGGAGCCAAAGUACAUCAUCUGCCUUGAAAGAACAUCCAGCUUUUCUGCAAAGAUUUGCUACUCUUCUAUUACCAAGGACUGGGAGAAUUAUAAAGCCCUAAAACCAGCUUACUUGGCCCAUCUGUUAGAGGAUAUAAAAUACCUCAGUUUCUGAUACUGUGGUUAUGCAAAGGAAAUACCUUGAAAUAUUUGAUCAACAUAAUUUUUUAAACAUGGUUUUACAUAGAAGGAAACAAAACCAGUAUAUAUUUUAGUUCAGUCCAAUAAAGCCAUUUUUAGCUGA
Molecule: messenger RNA, 1967 nt
Organism: Hemicordylus capensis (graceful crag lizard)
Lineage: Eukaryota; Metazoa; Chordata; Lepidosauria; Squamata; Cordylidae
Gene: GALK1
Product: galactokinase 1
Exons: 10
Coding region: 581-1711 (376 amino acids)
Biological process (GO): carbohydrate phosphorylation; galactose metabolic process
Cellular component (GO): cytoplasm; cytosol
Molecular function (GO): ATP binding; galactokinase activity
Source: RefSeq, a predicted model, not a curated record